Molecule: messenger RNA, 840 nt
Organism: Ceraceosorus bombacis
Lineage: Eukaryota; Fungi; Basidiomycota; Exobasidiomycetes; Ceraceosorales; Ceraceosoraceae
Source: the annotation of a GenBank genome assembly
AUGGCGCCUAUUCCGCCUGCGCUCGUCCGUCUGCUGACGGGUCUCGCAGCCGAGCAAAUCACACGUCGGGUGAGUCUGUGCAUGCUCUGAGCGCCUCGUAGCUGUCCGAGCAGCGAUUCUGACCCUCUCCUCCACCUCCUCGUGAUGACAGCUGGCCGCUUCACCAGUAUUCCAGUCCUUUGUUCACAGAGUGCUUCAUGAAGCGGAUCAUUUGCCCCAUAGACUGCAGGGUAGAGAAGUUCCACCUUGGAGAGACCCGCAUGUGGGCAGACAUAAUGGGCCGGGGAUGAUGGGUAAAUUUGGUGAGUGGGUGCUGCGUGUCAGUGCGCGUAGAAGUCACGAGUGAAAGAAAGGUAUAGAAUACAAAAACUUUGGGGUACCAGAAUCCGAGAAGCUAAGGACGUUCGUGCGACUCCACCUCUGGCGAACUCGCAUUUCAUGUGCGCCCCAAGGAACUUCGAUGAUGGUUUCCCAUACUCUCGGAACGCUAGCCUUGUGGACGCUGCAAGGCUGUUCUCACAUGUGCUUUGUUGCUGCCCUCUUUCUCACGCAUGCGCGUCACACGCAGAGGAUCCAGGCGAGCCACACGACGAGCCAUCACCGUUUUCGUCUUCAGCGAAACCGAGCGAUGCCCGAGCCCAUGCAUCAUCAUUCUCAGCGGAGUCAUCCAAAGGCGCCAGGAACAACACCGCACAUCGCGUUCCCAGGGACAAGGUCUGGGCAGACAGACUAGAGAAGCAAGCGAUGGAGGAGGACAAGAGAUUAGAGGAGGCGCAGACGAAGGAGAGAGAGUUUCAGGAGCUGAUGGAUAGGCUGAGGAACGGACCUGGAAAGAGAUGA